This is a messenger RNA of Talaromyces proteolyticus, 789 nucleotides long. RefSeq names its product putative ELL complex subunit Eap30. The transcript is spliced from 2 exons. Bases 1 to 789 code for a protein of 262 amino acids. The record is from RefSeq and is a predicted model, not a curated record. Lineage: Eukaryota; Fungi; Ascomycota; Eurotiomycetes; Eurotiales; Trichocomaceae. Gene Ontology annotation, cellular component: ESCRT II complex. Gene Ontology annotation, biological process: protein transport to vacuole involved in ubiquitin-dependent protein catabolic process via the multivesicular body sorting pathway.
AUGUCCACUCGGCGCGGAGUUGGGCUGGGCGCUUUCGUGAACCGAAACCAGACCACUCAAUCCUACGCGACGCAUGGCGCAAACCUUCGAUCAACACAUCUCUCGUCAUUACAAACCCAACUAUCAGUAUUCCAGUCGUUGCUUCACACGUUUGCCCUCGAACAUGCCUCGAAGAUCAAAUCGAACCCGACUUUCCGUGCUGAAUUUGCACGUAUGUGCAAUACCAUCGGCGUUGAUCCUCUAGCGGCCAGCAAUGUCAAAGGCAAAGGUAGCCGCAAGGGACUUAUGGAUGGAGGGAGUUUCUGGACCCAGAUAUUGGGAGGAGAUAUGAACGACUUUUAUUUUGAAGUUGCCGUACGUGUUGUCGAACUAUGCAGGGAGACGAGGAGCGAGAACGGUGGCCUUAUUGGGGUCAGUGAAUGCCGUAAGAAAGUAGCCAGAGGGAAAGCCAUUGGUGGCGGGUUGGAAGUAUCAAACGAUGAUAUCCUUCGUGCCGUCAAAUCACUUGAACCGCUAGGCUCAGGGUUCAGCAUCAUCCACGUCGGCAACAAACAGUUCAUUCGCUCUAUACCAAAAGAGCUCAAUACAGACCAGGCAACAGUGCUGGAGGUUAUCCAGGUUCUUGGAUAUAUCACAGUGUCAAUGUUGCAAGCGAACCUCAGUUGGGAGAAAGCACGCGCAACUACCGUAAUAGACGACCUUUUGGCUGAUGGCCUCGUUUGGCUUGAUAGCCAGUGUGCAGAAAACGAGUAUUGGUCGCCUCAAAACCUCUUAGGCGAAGAGGGAUAA